Messenger RNA from Lodderomyces parapsilosis, 1035 nucleotides. RefSeq lists its product as uncharacterized. The coding region runs from base 1 to 1035 and encodes 344 amino acids. The record is from RefSeq and is a predicted model, not a curated record. The transcript has a single exon. Gene Ontology annotation, molecular function: dioxygenase activity. Lineage: Eukaryota; Fungi; Ascomycota; Pichiomycetes; Serinales; Debaryomycetaceae.
AUGUCUUCCUGUCUUCCAAACCGUAGUCUUCUCCUGAUCGAGAAAAUGGCUGGGAAUCCUUUAACCACGGUUGAUAUAUCUAAACCAGAUAAAGUUACAGUAGCUAAGGAGUUGUUAGAUGCUUUGGUAUCCCAGGGUUUUGUUUUCAUAGACGGUCAUGACUUUCAAGCUGAUGAAGUUAACAAAAUAUUCGACUUGUCCAAAGAAUUUUUCAAAUUGCCCUUAGAGUACAAGCAAAAAUUCCCUUUUGAUAGCUCUAAUUCUGGGUAUAUUCAAUUCAAUAGAGAAAACCUUGACCCGUCGCAAAAGAAAGAUUUCAAAGAAGGGUUAAACUUUAGUGGUAUUGAUUUUACAUCAGGAGAGCCUUCUGGGCCAGUUCCAGAAUGGUUCAUUGAGGAUACUUCACGUCACGAGUUUGUGAAGAAGACGAUCUUGAAGUUGAAUCAAUUGGCACUCGAUCUACUCGUCGUCUUAGCUAGAGCUCUUGACAUCCAAGAUAAUGAUGAGUGUCCAGGUAUCGAAUGGUUCACCUCUAGAUACAAGCCUACUUCCAAGUCAGGUUCAACUCUUCGGUUUUUGCACUAUCCAGCCCAAAACUCCGAUGAUGAGCUGAGUGAGGUUCGUGCUGGUGCACAUACCGAUUAUGGCUCCAUGACGCUUUUAUUUCAAAAAGAGCACCAAGAAGGACUUGAGAUUUACAGUCCACUUAGCAAGAAAUGGGAAAAGGUGCCUUUUAUUACUAGUAGCAAACCCGGUAUGGCACCUCCAAUAAUUGUAAACAUUGGCGAUUUGUUGAGUUAUUGGACGGCUGGAUUGUUGAAAAGCACAAUUCACAGAGUUAGAUUCAGCAAUGCUCAAGCAGAAGAUAGAUACUCAAUUGUUUUCUUCAGUCAUCCAAGUGAUGAAACAUUGUUAGAACCCGUGCCUAGUGAAUUGUUGAGGGAUCGCACUGGUAGAGGAGUAGCCAAAGACACUGAGUACAUCACUGCUUUACAACACUUACAAAAGAAGAUAGCGAAUACUUAUGGCUAUUGA